This is a messenger RNA of Paramecium sonneborni, 444 nucleotides long. Lineage: Eukaryota; Ciliophora; Oligohymenophorea; Peniculida; Parameciidae. The record is from the annotation of a GenBank genome assembly.
AUGUCUUCAAUGCAUGGAAAAUUUAGAAUCACAAACCCUAUUAAUGAGUUUUAAGAAAGCAUGAGAAAAUUGGAUAAAAGUGCAUAAAAUUAAAAGUCAAAGAAAGAAUUUGAUGAGAGUUUUUUAUAUGCUUAACAUCAAAUAACUUCAAUAACCUUUAAGAAUACUUCAUCAACUAAAAUCUAAUGUUGUUCAAAGUUCAAUAAUAAUUGGAUAACUUAUUUGGAAAUGCAAAUAAGUGGAUCAAAUAAGAUAUCUAUGGGACAAUCAAAAAUUGUGUAUAGUUCUUUCUUGAAUUAGAAAAAUUAAUUACUCAAACAAAACUUGAUUUAUUCAAUUAGAAAUCUAUAAUUGAUCAAUUAUUUAGAUUAAUUAUUCUUCGAGUAAAAAGAUCAUUAAUAAAUGAGAUUUAUUCAAAUCAUUCUUAGAAACUUAGAAAUGUGA